CUCUUUCUUCUCUCACUCGAUCAUCCUUCUUCGUCAUCUUCUUGUUCUUGUUCUUCUUGUUCUUCUUCUUCGUCUUCAUCAUCUUCUUUUCAACCGAUAAGUCACGGGCCUGUCAAAUCUCAAAUAAAAUAAGCCAAGCUUAUCAUUUCCUUUCUUAGAUUCGCCUAGGAGUCGUUUCCCCUUUGGUACCAAACCCAUAAUCAAUUUACACCACCUGCUCGACGAAAUUACCAAGAGAAUAAUUGCUUCUGUAUGGAUCCGGAAGCAUCAUCGAGCCAGAAGCCGCCCGCUAAGGAGGAAAAAGAAACAUUAAUGGACAACGACAACGCUGAAGAUGCUGAAGGGAUCAUUGAGGAAUAUCGGAAGGAGAUGGAGGAGAUUAUACAGUCUGGGAUUGGGAUGGAGAAUAUGCGGGUGGGGGUUACAAGAACCUUUGCCAACUUAGAGGCAAAUCUUGAGCCUAAGAUCAGUGGAUUAUCCCAGGCCGUUCGGAAAACGAAGAACGAGACGUUGGAAGCCAUUAAGUCGAUGUUUGCCGACUUUAAGGCUAGCGUCCGUAAAGCAGCCGAGACCGCUCUCGAAGCUAUGGAAGCAUCAUCUUCGAAAGCUCCUUUGCCUAAAGACGUUCGGUUCCAAGUACAAACUCUUCCGGUGAAAACAAGCGAUGUGACAGAUGGAGAUAGCUUCAGAAUUUAUGUCAGGACUUCAGACCUGCUCGAGUUACCGCAAUUUGCAGAGGCGGAUGAAAGAAGCUUGCAGGGAAUAGAUGCACCAGAGCAAGCAAUGGAGUUCGGGACGGAGGCAAAAAAAGAGCUCGCGAGGAUUGUUCGAGGGCAGACAUUGACAUUGGAUGUUUAUAAACAAGACGACUUUCGUAGAUGGGUUGCAGAUAUUUACACCGAAGACGGCACAUUUGUUCAGAGAAGGGUUUUGCUUGGCAUUUUGAUCGUUAUGAUACGCGCGAGAAUUUGGCACGGUGUCAACGAGGCACAGGCGAAAAAGGUUGGCAUGUGGGGUUCUAGUACACCCCCAGAGAAGCCCUGGAAGUGGAGACAUAGACAGAACUCAGAGGCAUGGGCUUUGCACAAGUCUCGGGAGUCUCAGUGACUGAUUUGCCUGGACAUUCCUUGUCUCACUCGAUAUUAUGGUCUAUUUGCUUCUCAACCGAUAAACAAACUCUGACGAUGACUUAGAACUCUAUGUUCCAUCUGCGUGUUAAUGAGCAGCUUGUAGGCUAGACUUUAUGAGAGCAGGAAAGAUUUACAGCCUUACUUUGUUUUCUUAAUUUUAUAACAUUCUACAACUCUCGCAAUGGUAACAAUCUUGCAUCUGACCUUUUAAUGAUCGAGCACAUGAGGUGAACAUGGAUUGUUGAGACUCUUUUGCUCAGAUGGGAGUCUCUCUACUUCCUCACUCGUCUUCAGCCAAUUCAGCCAUGUCUUCCUCU
Molecule: messenger RNA, 1447 nt
Organism: Thlaspi arvense
Lineage: Eukaryota; Viridiplantae; Streptophyta; Magnoliopsida; Brassicales; Brassicaceae
Source: the annotation of a GenBank genome assembly